Hansenula anomala is the source of this 528-nucleotide messenger RNA. RefSeq lists its product as uncharacterized. NCBI's taxonomy places the organism in Eukaryota, Fungi, Ascomycota, Saccharomycetes, Phaffomycetales, Wickerhamomycetaceae. The transcript has a single exon. The record is from RefSeq and is a predicted model, not a curated record. Bases 121 to 396 code for a protein of 91 amino acids.
CUUUUACUAUGAGACGAUGGUGGUGGUUACUAGCUUGAGCUAUACCAAUUUGAACGAGCUAACUAGCGUUUUUGGUUCUCUCCUUGGGCUCUUGCCAGCUUGAUCUGAUUCAUCUGAUUCAUGCUCAAGAAUCCGAUACAUGGCUUUGGCCAGAGAUCACCAACGUGGGAACUUGUUGAAACCAGUAAAAGCACGUGUGCUGCUAAGAGCCAUGACAAGCUUUACCGACCCUCACAAGAACUUUUCAGAACGGUUGCCAAUGCUCACAUUUACUGUCAGGAGAAGAAGUCUAAUCUACAAGUCUUGGUUAAUCACUCCAUCAAUCUACAUCAAUCACCAUUUAAUCCUUCAAAUUGUAGCACAAUACCCUUAAAAUCAAUCGAUCCUGUGAUCUAAAACUCGUGUUUGAUAAUUACAGACGCACAAUACAAACGAAGGCCGUUUCUUUUCACUGUUGGCUGCUUCCAGAUUACUUUUUUUCCCUUUACGCUUUGGGCUUAUCCAUACAAAAAAGUUUCUAUUUUUUUU